AUGGAUGUACAAAGUAUAGAGAAUGGCAUUAGGAAUGCUUCGAUAGAUGAUAAUGAUGAGGAUGAUUUCCUUCAAGUGUUGAAAAAAGGUACGAAAGCUGCUACGUCUAAUAUAACUAAAGAUCAAUUAGAAAGACUAAUUACAUAUUCCGAAAAAUCACUGACUGCAAAGAAUCUCCUUGAAUUAUUAAUCAAUGAUACUGAUCUGUUUCUUAUGGGGUUAUACGUCUUGGGUGAUGUUAAAGGAGUUGUCCUUUUCAAUGCUCUUUUAAUUAAUAAAUCAGGUAAAGAAUUGAUGUUAAAUUUGCUUUCAACUAUCAGAAUACGAUUGAAAAAUGAUUUCAUCGAUAAGUCAAAACUAGAUUAUCAACUUGAAAAGUACUUAAUAUCAAUCUAUCUCAAUGUGAUCUCAAGAUUCAGUAUAUCAAACCCUCAACAUCUUCAAGUAUUUCUCGCCUUGAUUAACCCUAUACAUUUCGCUGAUCAUGACACAACUAUUUAUAAGGAAAUAUCAAGAAUAGUAUUACUUAUAGUGAUAAAGUAUUUAACGAUAGAUAAAGACACAUCGACUGAGAUUAUUCAAGAUUUCUUGGAAAUCAUAUAUGAAGAAACGACAUUGACAACUUCUCAAUUUAUAAAUUUAAUCGAUGUAUUGGAAUUAUUAUUCCCGGUGAUUCCUGAAGUUAUAAGUUCAAUCUACGUUCAUGAUCAAAUUAAAACUCAUAUUAUGGUUGAAAUCCUGAAAUUAUUCAACAAGGGAGAUGAAUAUGCUUUAUCUUUGCCUAUUAAUCGAUUAAAGAUUAUCCAUCUUUUGAAAUUAAUCAAUAGUUCAUGUAUUACAGAGGGAUGUCGGACUUUCAAUGCAUCACAUUAUGUGUCAUUAUUAAAACUUGGGAUGGAGUUUGGACUGGAUAAAGAAAUUCAAAUCCUUUCUGUAUUGGAUCUUAUUAAACUUUGGAAUUUCAUUCAAUUAGAAAAUCAAAAGGUUGAUGAUUCAAAAUUAAAUAUCAAAACUGAAGAUUUAACCUUUAUCUUAACAUCAUAUUUAAGAACUGAAUACAAGGGGGAUAGGAAUUCCAUUAUAGAACAUUGUAUUGAAGGGCUUGCAUAUUUGACUCUUAAUGUAUCAGUUAAAGAAAAUUUCCGAUCAGAUGAAACUAUCAUUGAAAAUUUAAUAUCAUUACUUGAAUUAAAUACUCAAUCUAAACCCUCAGAGACGUUUCAAAAUGAAGGAUUCAAUUCAAGUCUUGCUUAUGGAUUAUUAUUAAUAUUCACCAAUCUUACCAAAUUAACCGAUCCAAAUAUGAAAAAUAAUGAUAAAUCAACCCUUAAAUUCCUCAAGGAAUAUUCCAAUGCAGGAACUCGACAAUCAAACGUUUCAGAAGAUCAAGCCAGUAUAAAAUUAUUUAAUAAAGCAUUAUUAUUCGAUCAUAAGAUUGUGUCUAAUAUCUCCAAGUUGAAAAUCGCCAAUAUUGAAUCUGAAUCAGGAGCGAAAUCAAAAAUGAAUAAUCUCAUCCCAUUAACUAUCAAUAUCAUCUUAAUGAUAGCAACCACAUCGGAAAAGAAAGUUAAAGAAGAAUUAGUAAAACAAGGUGCUCUUAAUCUAAUUUUAAAUUGUUUGGUUAAAUAUAGUACGGUCAUAAAGGGUACAGUUAAUGAAACUAGACCAGUUAAUGAAUCACCUGAAAUUAUAGAAACAAGAGUUGAAGCCAUACGGGCUUUGGCAAAGAUCCUUAUUUCAGUUAAUCCAAUGUUAGCAUUUGAUAAAUAUGAUGUCAAGACUUGUGUUCCAUUUUUAGUUGAACUUUUAGGACCUGACAUAUCUAAAUAUUCUGAAUCAUCCACACUUUCACCUUCAGUAGGUCAAUACCCUUAUCUUUUGGAAAUGUCAUUAAUUGAUAAAUAUGAAGGAUUACUUGCAUUGACAAAUGUAUCAUCUAUCACUACUAAUUCAGAUAUUAGAAAUCAUAUCAUUGCCAGUACUUUUGAUCAACAUUUGAAUAAUUUAUUAUUAGAUGGAGAUAAUCCUCAUGUUCAAAGAGGUACGUGGGAAUUAUUAUCGAAUUUAAUUCUUGAACCAAGAUUAUUAGCUAAAUUCUUUAAUAUCGAUGAUGGAGGAGAAACCAGUAAUGAAAAUCUUAAUCGAUUAAAAAUCUUGAUCAAACUUUUAAAUUCAGAAGAUCUUUCCUUACAAGUUACUAUCGGAGGAUUAUUAGCUAAUUCUACUGAACAUGAAGUUAUAUCGAAUAUCUUGGUAGCUAAUGAAACUAUCCGAAGUGAUUUAUUUAGAACUAUCUGUAUUAUAAGUGAAGAACAACCUCAAGAUGAUGAAUUAAUUCUUCGAAUCGGGUUUGUCCUCUUAAAUUUGGUUUAUGCUGCAAGAGAAAAUCCAACUUUUCAUAAUUGGAUUAUGCAACUGGAUUAUGUAAAGAGAUCUGUUACGCUGAUAAUUCGUGAAAAUAAAAGUCAAGAAAUUUUAGAUGUUUUUAUUGAAAUAGCUAGAGUGGGAGGAGGAGCAAAGUAA
Messenger RNA from Scheffersomyces coipomensis, 2523 nucleotides. RefSeq lists its product as uncharacterized. The record is from RefSeq and is a predicted model, not a curated record. Gene Ontology annotation, molecular function: Hsp90 protein binding. Lineage: Eukaryota; Fungi; Ascomycota; Pichiomycetes; Serinales; Debaryomycetaceae. The transcript has a single exon. The coding region runs from base 1 to 2523 and encodes 840 amino acids. Gene Ontology annotation, cellular component: cytoplasm.